AUGGGCAACAUCAACUUCAACUACAUCUCAGCCAACAACUUCAACGACUUCAACAACUUCAUCUUUGAUCUCUAUCGCAUCUUCUACAUCGACAUUAUCAACCACCGCUGUGUUCUCCGCCACGACUUCUUCAGCGUCCGAACAAACAACCGAACAGACAAAAUCAAACUCAGUAACAACCGAGCCUGGCUCCUACUCAGGUGGCACCUCAACAAAGACGAAAAUUGCAAUCGCAGUCCCGAUAUCGAUACAUUGAUAAUAUUCCUCACACGACGCCGCCGUCGUGCAAAAGAACGCCACAACAUGCCAACCCCUUACGACAUGGCAACAAGUCAAACAACAGCCGUCUCAACCCAAGAGCUAGUGGUCUCGCCCAUACAUGCAGCGCUAUCCCCGGGGCCACAAACAACAACAGCAGCAGUCCCUCUAUCAAGGACGCCAGUGCUCAAUGUUCCGCCUUCUAUAGAUGGACAAAGUCGUGAUCCAAGUCCUAGUCCCAGCUCUACGCGCCGUAUGCCGGUAUCUCAGGGCCCAGGACCAAAUGACUCUAGUACGGAGAUUGGGCUUGCCGUUGCUGUUUCAUUGGACCACAGGAGGAGUGCUACAGAGCAGGAACUAAGGUCGCCGUCACGGGGAACGGUGCGGUUGGCAAGAAUGCCAUUCGAUAAUUCUUAUGACCCGGAAGACGACGCUGUCUCUGAAGCCUCAGAUUCGGAUGGGAGGAGGCGGGAUAGAGAAUUUGAUGAGAUUUCAGAUGUCUCGUCCUUUAGUGCAUUUUCACCGACCUGGGAUGGGGGAAGGAGACAGUAUCGAUGA
Messenger RNA from Penicillium canescens, 816 nucleotides. RefSeq lists its product as uncharacterized. Bases 1 to 816 code for a protein of 271 amino acids. The transcript is spliced from 2 exons. The record is from RefSeq and is a predicted model, not a curated record. NCBI's taxonomy places the organism in Eukaryota, Fungi, Ascomycota, Eurotiomycetes, Eurotiales, Aspergillaceae.